Molecule: messenger RNA, 1437 nt
Organism: Psilocybe cubensis
Lineage: Eukaryota; Fungi; Basidiomycota; Agaricomycetes; Agaricales; Agrocybaceae
Exons: 11
Coding region: 1-1437 (478 amino acids)
Biological process (GO): transmembrane transport
Cellular component (GO): membrane
Molecular function (GO): transmembrane transporter activity
Source: RefSeq, a predicted model, not a curated record
AUGGCUUCCACUACAGACUCCAAGAACAGCUCUGACCUCCGAGUUGAAAACAUAGAGAAGAGUGAAACCCCUGCCCUAGACGCCCAUUAUGACCCCGCUUUUGUGAAACGAACGAUCCGUAGGGUGGAUUGGAGAAUGUUGCCACUGUUGGGAUUCCUGUACGCUGUUGCCCUGAUUGACCGUACCAAUCUUGGUAUUGCCCGCUCAGCCGGCAUGGCUGUCGAUCUGCGAUUAACGAUUGGAGAGCGGUACAGCAUCGCAUCGAUGAUCUACUUCGUCCCAUACAUUUUGCUAGAAAUUCCAAGCAAUCUGGUUUUGCGCUUUAUGGGUGCUCGACUAUGGCUCACAAUUUGCGUUGUCGGAUGGGGAGCAGCGCAACUUGGAAUGGGUUUUGUGCCAACUUGGGGAUACCUGGUACUUUGCCGUGUCUUCUUGGGUGUCUUCGAGGCAGGUUUUUUCCCCGCACUCGUUUUCAUCAUCACUACCUGGUACAAGCGCCAUGAGGUCCAGAAGCGCCUUGCCAUUUUCUAUCUCUCCGCAAUGGUCAUCACGGCUUUCAGCUCGAUCUUCGCGUAUGUUCUUACCCUUCUCAAGGGGCGCGGUGGCCUCAAUGGAUGGCAAUGGAUUUUCAUCAUCGAAGGAGUUAUCACCAUUGCCCUUGGACUCCUCACCUGGCUUUAUAUCCCCGAUUUCCCUGAUAAGAGCAAAUUCUUGAAUGAAGCCGAGCGAAAGAUGAUUCUUGAUCGCGUUGAAGCUGAUCGCGGUGAUUCCAUUCCCGACAAAAUGACCAGGGCCAAGUUCUUCAAGCAUUUCUUCGACCCUCUUGUUUGGGCAUUCGCCUACAUGUUUUUGGCCUCAACGGUCCCCGCGUACGCCAUCGGAUUUUUCAUCACCAUCAUUCUCGGUGGAAUGGGCUAUUCGACGACAGAAGCAUUGCUCUUAACCGCUCCUCCUGGCUUGGUCGGCGCCAUCUCAGUAUAUUUCUUUGCUCAUCUUUCCGAUAGGACAAGAUUGAGAGCGCCAUGGCUUGCUGCUCAGAAUCUCCUCACAAUCACUGGUUUGUUUGUGGCCGCCUACGCCAAACUUAAUGCUGCCCGAUAUGUUGGACUCUUCCUCGUCAACAUGGGCGCCUCUGGCUGCGUACCAGGCGUCCUUGCAUAUAGUGCUAACAAUAUCACGAGUCAUACAAAGCGUGCCAUUCAGACUGCAGUAAUCAUUGCUGCUGGUGGAAUAGGAGGUAUCCUGGCUACCACUAUGUACAGGGAAAAGGACUACCCAAGAUAUAUUCCAGGCAUGUGGGCCACCAUUGGCUUCCAGUUUGGAAUGCUCGCUAUGCUCGCCAUUACGACAUUCGUCUUCCAUCGCCGAAACACCCUGCGUAGAGCAGGCAAGAUCGGUCCUUUGGAAGGCCAAGAAGAUUUCUACUACACUUUGUAG